AUGUCUCAAACUCUCACUUCAGAGAUUGUACUCAAAAAGACAAAGAAUGAUUCACUUAACUCUGUUAAGAAUCUAAACUUGUGGGGCUACAGUCUCAAGGAUAUCUCAGAAAUAAAGAAUUUACCAAAUUUGGAAACUUGCGCUUUAUCAGUUAACGAAAUAGAUAGUCUCGAACCAUUUUCACACUGCAAGCACCUUCAAGAACUCUUCCUUCGUAAAAAUAAAAUUGCCGAAUUUCAACAAUUAAAAUACUUAAUGGAAUUACCAAAUCUUAAAGUAUUAUGGCUUUCAGAUAAUCCAAUUACAAACCUCGAUGACUACAGAUUAUUUACAAUUGCUCUUCUUCCAAAUCUUACAAAAUUAGAUCAAGUAGACAUCACAGAAGAAGAAAGACAAGCAGCUCGUCAAAAGUUCCCUGAUCCGGUUUCAAAAUUAUCUUCUCCUGAACCAGAACCAGCUGCUCAAGAAACACCAGAACAAGAAGCAGCUUUGAACGCAAUCAGAGCUUUAUUGCCCCAUAUGGGACCAACAGAGCUUACCGCACUUCGUGCUGCUGUUAUUACAGCUCGUACAAAGAAAUAA
Messenger RNA from Trichomonas vaginalis G3, 582 nucleotides. RefSeq lists its product as uncharacterized. Lineage: Eukaryota; Parabasalia; Trichomonadida; Trichomonadidae. The transcript has a single exon. The coding region runs from base 1 to 582 and encodes 193 amino acids. The record is from RefSeq and is a predicted model, not a curated record. Gene Ontology annotation, molecular function: protein binding.